UCAUUAAUAUAAUCAGUAAUGGUCCUUGUCUCUGGUUUCUUAUGCCAAUUUGGAGGAGACAGGCAUUCUGUAAGAUAACUUCCCGGGGUGGAGAGCGAGCGUGCAAGCGCACGCUGAGGAUAACAUCACCAAGGUAACCAGUCUCGACCAGUCUGCCUCUGUGCUGCCCGCACUAGUACCUGGGGUGAAUCUCUGCCACAAUUCUUACCAGCAGGCGACAAAACCUGACAGGCAGAUAUGGUGAAGCUGGGGAGCAAUCUGGCUGAGAAGCUGGAGAAGGAGCCAUGUGUGGAAGACGGCUUUGAUAACAUCCCACUGAUGACGCCCCUGGAUGUGACUCAGCUUCAGCAGCCAUUUCCCGACAAGGUCAUCGUGAAAACAACAACCGAGUACCAGCUGCAACAAAAGAAGAAAAAAAAGUUGCAUGUUCCCAGCAUCAAGAAACUGAAUAUAAACCUUUACAGCGAGGUGUCCGAGAAAGUCAAGCUCACCGGGCUUGUCCUCAUCACCAUGGCGUUCCUUGCUUGUCUGCUCCUCUUGGUGAUGUACAAGGCUUUGUGGUAUGACCAACUCAGCUGCCCAGAAGGAUUUGUUUUCAAGCACAAGCAUUGUACCCCCGCAGCCCUUGAGAUGUACUACUCCGAACAGGAGACGGCCCCGCGAGGAGGUCUCUACACAGCCAUCAGCCACUUGAACCAAGCCAAGAAGACCAUCCCUGAGAUGCCGUCACCAUGGCUACCCGUCAUCAACGCUCUGAAGGAGGCAGAGAAAGCGAAAGAGGAGUCCAGCCAUUCCCAGCAAUAGGCUGUUUGUGAGCUGCCUGGAGAGCAGUAUAAUUUCAGCGAAACUCACAUGGGAGACCAUCAGAAUCUACUGUAGUGUUAACAUUUUUCGAGUAAGAAAGAGCAACACACACACUAAAUAACCAAGCUAGUUUAGAACGUGCCUGACUGAAGCUUCUACCCACAUUUAGAAAUAAUAUGUAUACAGCUCUUUUGUGAAUUUUACUGGAAGUACGCUUGUGGCGUGGUGUGUGUAUGUGUGUAUGAGGGACAUGUGAACCUUUGGGAGAUAAUGACAAAAGUUCAAUUUCCAGCGAUUAAGAUUUUAGUGCUAAUUUUCAUCAUGGAUUGGUAGGGAAAAAUAGACAUUUUCAAGACUUCAAAUGUUACUCAUUUUGCCUUAAUCUUACUCAUGUUUGACAUGCUUCAUGCUAUUUAGGCUAGGUUUACACUGCCAGUUUUAAUGUGGCUCAGUUGCGAUUUUUUUGGCAUAACCUAUACAGAUCGGAUUUUCCCCCCCGAGUGUAAACAGCAAAAAAACACAUGGGGUUCAAUCUUUUGAAUUCCCAUUUAGACCACAUGCAUAUGUGGGACCUGUGUGAAAAUCCUCAGACUGGGGUUUUAUGCUUUCAAGUGAUUUUUCCUGUCAUUCUCUGUGCUGCACAUGUUUACAUAAACUUCAAGAGCAAAUGAGAAACGUAUACUUAUGUGGUGACAUCACCAUCACAAGUACAAGGAGCACAUAUUCUAGAGCGUCCAAAAUAAUGACGAUGGACUUAAUUGCAAAAUAUCUUUUUGGCAUAUAAAAGUCAAUGUUUUUAUUUUUCAAAAGUAAAUAUCAGAGGAAGCAGCCAUAAUUCUUGCAAUGAGUAAUAUAGAUUUUGACUGAGCUGUUGCUGAGAAAUGUGAAUUUUCAUUUGAUUUACUGCACAUUUCAGGAUUCAGGUGGGAGAUGGAAUCUCAAAUGAUUCAGUUCACCAUACUGGCAAUCCUGGUUACCUGGAAAAGUUAGUUAAAUGCUUUCUAAGUAUUAACAAUACUGAAACCUGUAGUUUGUACAAUGUGACAUCACAUUUAGAUUGUUUACUCGGUUUUUUCCUAAUAAAGGAACCAGAUGUGCAUUAACGUGAAAAUUACAAUGAAAGAUCACACUGAAUCUUUUUCUACCUGCAAAAAAAUGCAUAAAGUCAGAUUGAUCAAUGAACAAUUGUGAUGAUGGUUUAAUCAAAGAUUAAAUUGGAAAAGUAUGAUGAAUAGAGGUCAUUAGUAAAUAUUGAACAUGUAAGGAGUGAAGUCUUCAUAGGAAACACAACAUUUUUCCAAGUUAAAAAUAAAUCCAUGUACAUCCACAAAAAGCUGCAAUAUCUUACUGAUCUAUGUAACAUUAUUAGUAAUUAAAUUAUUAGUUCAUUAUACGCUAGUUAAGUUCUUUCUCACAGUUAAAUAUGCCCACUGUGUUCAAGUCACCACUGUAUUCUUUAUAGUGAAUGUCUGCUUAAGAAUUAGCUAAAUAGUCUGUACAACACUGUCCGUUAUUUUAUUAAUCAAUUAAAUGUUUUCUACCUAUACCUAAUUAUGAGUGUGGCAGUGGCUAAGCUUGAUUAAAACAGACUACUUGAAAUUUGUUAUCCUAUAAGGUAUUUGGUAUGUGCAUUUUUCACACAAAAAAAUGUAAGCAUUUGGUUUGCGCUAAAGAUGCCGUAGUUUAAAGUAAUUUCAUGACAAUCAUUUGAACUUACUUUUAAAAGCUUCUUUUUUUUUCCUGUUAUAUAUCUUGCUGUUUGUUUGGCCAGAAUGAAACAGUGGCUAGAAUGGAAUCUUUUGUGUUCACCUGUGGUGCGUACAGUAUAUAGCAGAUCUAAAGUACUGAGAGCAUUAUGUAGAUAUUACAAAUUUUACUUUUAUUUUCAUGCUGGCUGAACAGAAGCCAAGUUUUUGCGAAAUGCAAUGGUUCUAGGAAAAGAUGUGAAACUUGUCAACAUUCAUAUUGUUAAACUCCAAAUGAUUGCAGAUAACUAUAGAUAAACUAGGCCCUUUAGUGGAAUGGUUCUGGUUUGUGGACACCUUCUUGUGCUUUGGUUUUAGAUAACCAUGGUAUAGAGAUAUGAUGUUUGUGUUUGUCCAUGUUUCAGGAUUAGGAGGGUAACUUAAGAGAAACUGUAACACUUUAAGCUGUUACUACAUGGUGUGUUUCAUUUACAUUUUUUUACUGAUUCAUGCACAAUGCUGUUUUCCAUAAAACAUUGUAUUAUCAGGAAUAGGAAGCUUUACAUUCCUAGAGGAGAAAUGCACAAACGCAUUUUUAUACUCUGCGAUUUCUUGUUGGACUGAAAUGCUUUUGGAAAUGCAGGACAUUUGUGUGAGAAAUUAAAUGGACUGACUUUCAUGGGUGUCUAGCUAACCAUUCUAAUGUGCGAAAUUGAAUCUGACUGUUGGUCAUUUGUUUCCCAUACCCAAGGGAGAUAAUACUAGCCACUUCUGAAAAUUAAUAGUGAAAAGGACUAGGAAUAAUUUCCUAAUUUUAACUGAAAGUAUUACGUGGAUUAUUAUGGCAUUUACCUUUUCAAAGCAAAAUAUCGUUUUAUUACCUGGUUUCUUGUACUGCUGUGGAACUCUAAGCAUAAUCUAAGUUUUUUGCUUUGCUUUGAAAUAAAUAAUUUGCUGAUAUGGAGAAAUUUGUUUUCAAACAAUUAAUUAGAAAUGAAUGUUUAGAGUGCUUUCUAAACUGUCCAUUGAAUUUCAUCAAAUGAAAACAGGUGCAUGACCUAAGAAAAUGUCCAAACCUUUCUCAGUCACAAACAUGCUUUAGCUUGUAUAUUGUUACUUUGUAAUUCUAGUACAGAAAAUCCCCCCAUGCCAAAAGUUGGUAAUAUCAUAUAUUUUCCUGAUCUGUACUAUGACUGGAAUUUGUUUUGUUUUCUAUUAAUAAUUAAUAAUAAUACAAGUAAUAAAAUAAUAGUAUUUUAAGCUAUCAGUUUAUGACAUGAGGAGUUGCCAGAUUUCCAACACCACCGAGAGUAUCAGCAACGCCUAAAACAAUGUAACAGUUUUCAUGGUGUAGGAAUGCAUAUGAAGCGAAGGAUUCACUUGUUUUUACGAGGAGACUCUCUGUCUUUGUACUUAUUAUCAUAAACAAUUAUAGUAAUCUUGUUUUAAAUAGUAAAAUAGCAGAAGACAAUCAUUUAAAAUAUAUUGCAGAUAUUACAACUGCAUUAUUUUGAAAUACUGACAAUUAACAGAGCUCAUCUGGUCUCCAAAGUUUUUUUCAAUACGUCAAGUGCUCUGAUGACGUCAGAGGAAGAUUUGUCUUCUAGCAGAAAAUGGUCAGCUCUUUAUUGACUGUUUUAGAAAUUGUAAUUGAAUAUUUGUACUGUUAUGCAGUUUUCAGAUGAUUACGUCACUUUCUUUGCUAAAUACAACUCAAGCAUUCGGAUGCAUUUUCUGUUUCAGUUGAAAUGUGGCAUACUGUAUUGAUUUUUUUUGGUGACAUAAGCUGAUAAAAUGCAUUCUUGAUAAUUGAUUCAGAUUAUUGAUUUAGUAAUGCAUGAUAUAAGAGGAGAACAUAUGAUACACAUUUUUGUAUUUAUUUCCAGUGUAUGAUUGGUUGUAGUCUAUGGUAUAAUUCUCAUUUUCUUCCAUAUUUGAUUGUCCUCAGCAUACACAAUACUUUGAGGUUGACUUCAUGGGUCAUAACUCCAUGUGUUCCAUUUAGCCAAAAGUAAUUAUCUGUGUUAAGCUAGCGUUAGACAAUUUUGGCUGUAGACUGGAUCUCAGCUUUUUGGAAGUUAAGCUGUAAAUGAUGGAAGGGAAAUUUCCCUUUGUGAUAUAUUUCCUGAAACUGUAAUUUGUGUACCUGUGAGUUUGUGCUUGUGGCUCAUAGUUGCAACAUUUGUUACAUACACAGUAAAUGAACAAUGUCUGUUUGUUUGUUUGUUUGUUCAUUCGUUCGUUUAUUCAUUCAAUCAAUCAUUUAUUUAUUUGUUUGUUUGUUUGUUUUGUUUGUUUUUUUGAUGGCAGAGUUUACAUGUCAAAGAUUAACAUGAAGUAUAGGACUGAGGUGUUAGACAUUGCCAUUAGAGUAGACUUGUAACUCAGAUUAUGAAGCCUGAUCCCCGAUUCAUUUGAUCAUUGCAUUUUUUUUAGCUAGGGUCAAAAUGCUAAGGGUGACUUAUGGCAAAGAAUAAUUUCUUUAACCUUUUAAUACUAGACAGCUUGAUGCACACUACUUAGGAUGUUAGCAGCAGCUGAUCUGUCGAUUGAUGGCGUUACGUUCCUUUUUUGUGUUUUGUGUCAUGUGGAGCACUUUGUAGGCUGCUCCCAGCAGAUGUGAUCUUAUUGCAACCCCUCGUACCCUUUUUUCGUGUCAAGUACUGAAGUGCCAAAGUUAACGUUGUGACUAUGUGCUUUGAAUUUGUCAAAAAUAAAGAAAAGAUCAAUGUCCA
Messenger RNA from Paramormyrops kingsleyae, 5224 nucleotides. RefSeq names its product calcyon neuron-specific vesicular protein (gene caly). Gene Ontology annotation, molecular function: clathrin light chain binding. Gene Ontology annotation, cellular component: membrane; endosome. NCBI's taxonomy places the organism in Eukaryota, Metazoa, Chordata, Actinopteri, Osteoglossiformes, Mormyridae. Gene Ontology annotation, biological process: clathrin coat assembly; endosomal transport. The record is from RefSeq and is a predicted model, not a curated record.